AUGGUUCUAUCCUCCUCGGAAUUACGAGUCACUUCUUUUCUUCGUACCGCUAGCCAUGCAUUCAGUGACGAAGUGGCCAGCUACUAUUUGGGUUUGGUCAGACCAUCCCAAUUGGUAAUUGUGAAGACAAUAUCUCUUGGAGCUUUCCACUCUAAUCCGGAAUUAGGUCGACAGUUACACAAACGAUUUGCGCAAAAAGUUACACGUGAGACGAAAAAAUUUCUAAAACUAUCUGAUGCCACAAUUGUGGCGGUGCAACAGGAUUUGUUAGUGUUGAACCAAGGUCUGGUUGCGUUGGACUUUCAACCGUCUGGAAAUUUGCUUCAGUGGAUCGGGACAAGAGUCUAUCUGAAUAUACACUCCGUGUGUAUGGCAAUACAACGAGUGUUCAAAGGACUGGCCUACAUACAUCGAAUGGGAUUGGCACACGGGAAUAUGAAAAUGUCAAACAUUCUGUUUCGAACUUUCCAUCCCGAAUCCGCAUGCAUUGUGAUGGAUUCCAGUGUGAAGUCUGAGAUGCUCAAACUCUGUGCACCGAUUCCGUUGAUAGUGCAAUAUUGUCCACCGGAAUUACAGCCCGCCAUGAUUCGACUCCAACAGGAGUGGCCCGCUGUGUCCUCGGGAAUCCGAAAUGAGCAACAACUGGCGGAAGUCGAUCAGAUAUUGCUUGGAACUCCAGAACGAGAUGUGUGGUGUGUCGGUGUCAUACUGUACAUUUUGCUAGCCGGAUGUGACCCGUUCGCGGAAGAUCAAAUGGAGGAACGAUUUCAUUCGUUCCAAUAUCCCGACCGAAAGUGUACACAUCCAUUUUUUUCCACUAUCAGUAAGCCAUUGGUUGCUCAGAUUGANACGAUUUCUACACUCCGAUCCGGCACAGCGUGCCACGGCCGAAGAAGGUGCUUCAUGGUUAUGGUUCUCCGAUGA
Messenger RNA from Echinostoma caproni, 924 nucleotides. The record is from the annotation of a GenBank genome assembly. Lineage: Eukaryota; Metazoa; Platyhelminthes; Trematoda; Plagiorchiida; Echinostomatidae.